Neurospora tetraspora is the source of this 1372-nucleotide messenger RNA. RefSeq lists its product as uncharacterized. The transcript is spliced from 3 exons. Gene Ontology annotation, molecular function: ubiquitin protein ligase activity. Gene Ontology annotation, cellular component: nucleus. Lineage: Eukaryota; Fungi; Ascomycota; Sordariomycetes; Sordariales; Sordariaceae. Bases 1 to 1164 code for a protein of 387 amino acids. The record is from RefSeq and is a predicted model, not a curated record.
AUGUCGCACAACUCUGACCUCCCAGGCAAAAGAAACACCAGCCGACCCGUCUUCACCUCGCACGAGCGCCAGCUAGCCAAAGCCGCCUGGACCGCCUCCUCCGCCCGCCUCUCGCGCGAAUCCUUCCUGCCGUUCGCUUCAUGCUCGCUCUGUCUCGAAACCGCCAUCGACCCGGUCGCCUGCUUGCACGGCGAUAUCUUUUGCCGCGAAUGCGCCCUGACGAAUAUCCUGGCGCAAAAGAAGGAGAUCAAGCGCGCUGAAAAGAUCCGGGAGCAGGAGGAGAGGGAAGCAGCUGAGGAGCAGGCAAGACGAGACGCGGAGGCGCAGGAGAGGGCGAUUAGGGAGUUUGAGCUUACGCAGGCUGGGUUGUCGAUUCAGAAGGGUAAUGGGAAUGGCAACGGCAAUGGUAAUGGGAAGAGGGACAUCACGUUGCAAAGAACCGAGUCAACGACCAGUGGAAAUGGAGAUGAGAAGAGGAUAGAAGACAAGAGGGGAGAGAAGCGCAAGUUUUCUCUGGACGGAGACGAGGUAGCGAAGAUCGCCGAGGAGGAGCGAGCCAAAGCAAGGAGAGCCAUUGAAGAUGAAAAUGCAUCAAAACCCAAACUCCCCUCCUUCUGGUCACCCUCCGUCACACCCUCCUCGAACUCAAAAGACAUCCUCCACGAAAUCAAAAAGAAGGUCAAAUCCCAGCCGACAUGUCCCGCCGCGCCUGAAGACAAACCGCACUUUUACUCUCUCCACACGCUCGUCACCGUCAACUUUACCGAAGAGGAGGACUCGAGCACGAAGAAGAAGACAAGGAUAUGUCCCGCCUGCAAGAAAGCGCUGUCGAAUUCCUCGCGGGCAACGCUAGCGAAGCCAUGUGGUCAUGUGCUCUGCAAGAACUGCGUCGACAAGUUCAUGAAGCCUACGGGUCACCAUGAUCCGCAUGCGCCAGACCUAGAUCCCGAUGCUAUCGUGUGCUAUGUCUGCGAUACGGAAUUGACGGAGAAGAAGAAAGAGGAGCCGAGCAGUAGCAGUAAGAAGGGAAAAGAAGGGAAGAAGGAAAAGAAGGAGAAGGAGACGAUAAAGCCUGGGCUGGUGGAACUGAGGCGUGAAGGUACUGGGUUCUCGGCUGGAGGCACGAAUCAGGUGAAGAAGGACGGGGUGGGGUUUGCCUGUUGAGUUCUGCCCUUGGAUAUUUCAAGUCGUCACAGGUAUACCCAUGAGAAGUUGUUUGGAAACCUCGGUUCGGUUUCUCUUCAGUUGUUAACAUGAUACCCAAGUGGACCAUAUGUGACGUUGAAAAAUACCUAGUUGUUAUGCUGAUUUGCCAUUCAAAGGAUUUACUGGCCUCGUAUGCCAGCCUUCCAUAUACCUGUGUAGGAUUGCC